AUUGCAAAACUGAAUGUUUUUGUUUACAUUUUCUCUGUAUAUGUUUUCAGUGCAAUAAAAAUCAAAGAAAAUCAGGGAAAUAGCUUCAAUUUAAAGCAGUAAAUUGUAAAUUCAGACUCUAGUGCUGAGUGCGCAUCAUGUUCAGUGUGAGAAAAGUCUUUUCACCUGCUGUCGGAGGUGUUUUGCGACAGUUUUUCCGGUGCAGAGAAAAUGUGAGGUUAGGUUCCACAUACAGGGCAGCUAUUCUCACGGAAUUCAAUAAAAUCCCCAAAAUUGAAAUGAUAAAGGUGCAGGAAAAUCUUUUCCCUGGCCAGGUUAAAGUUGGCGUUCAUUUCUGUAGUCUCAACGACACUGACGUCCGGAUAUUGGAGGGAACGGAAAAUGUGGAGCUCCCCUUGGUGCCGGGAUGUGAAUUUUCCGGGGAAAUUGUUGCCGUUGAUCCGGACAAUAGGUUGGAUUUCAAAGUUGGCGACCGGGUGGUUGCUCUUCGGGGCUUCCACACCAGCGGUGGUGGCCUGGCCAGUGAGGUUGUUCUCAGUGAAUUUGAUUGCUUCCCAAUUGGCAAUAUCUCCCUGAAAGAUGCUGCAAUCCUUCCGUAUGGCCAUGGCACGGCUAUGUUGGCAUUUUCCAAGUACUGCCCCCUCAAUGAAAAUGAUCCGGUGAUUGUAAUUGCGGGCCCCGGAGGGCUGGGGCUGGGGGCCAUUGAGGUGGCUUCGAGUGUCUUCCGUGCCCACGUCAUUGGCAUUUGUGAUACGCAAGACAGUAGUAUUCUAAUCCGCGACGAAGGAGCUUUCCAAACCAUCUGCAUGUCCGAGGGCUACGCCAAAAUCUACAGAUUCCUCAAAAAUGCCCUCGGCAAUCGUCGUGCCAGGUGCAUCUAUGACGCCGUCGGUGGGGAAGCCCUGCGGCUCCUUGAAGACUUUAUUGAUCCCCAAAAUGGGUGCAUCCUCACGGCGUAUCCCCUCUUCAACCGCGAAGCCUUCCAGGCAUCCACCCCUGAAUACAAUGUUAAACCCAAAGAUCGUCUCGAUCGAGCGGAAAUCGAUAAACUCCCCCCAAUUCACGAGAGAAUCCAACAUGUUGAUCUCUAUAGCUACCAAUACAGUGAUCGUGAUUUCUUCCGGGAGAUCAUUGAGGAGACUCUUUCGCUUCACAGCGAGGACCUCAUUAGUGCGCAUGUUAGCAAAAUCUUCACCCUGGAUGAUCUCGAUGAUGCCGUGGAGUUUAUAAAGAAGAAGAAAUGCACGGGGAAGGUUCUAAUUGACCUUAAAGAAGGUAAAACAAAGCCCAAAGACGAUUCCGAUGAGUCCGACAACGAAGACAAGCGCAAAGAUUGAGAGGUAAAGUCUCAAUUUCAUCCCAAAAACUCCCCUCUCCAUUUCUUUAAUACAUAAAAUGUUAUAAAAUAAUAAAUAAAACGAGAUUGAGACGAAUGAUAGGAAAAGUAUCUCCAACAUGUAUCUCUCACAGCGUGGUGGAGGGCAGUUUGUGGGCCAAUUCUGUCACUUUGUGGGAAUUGCGUCAGGUCGGAAGUGGGUUCAUUUCGAAAGUAUAUACUCCACAUUGAGUGUGUUACAUGAAUGGCGCAGCAUAAGACGCUACAAACGAAAAAAAAAGUCUUUCACCAAACAGCAGCGUCUGGAGGCUCUUAAAAGUACAUUUAAAUCUUUUAAGACCUCUUAAUUCAUUUUGGAUAAUUAGCUUUUGUUGUCCCUUAAAUACACCACAAUUUGUUUUAUUUGAAUAUUAUCUAAUGAAUAAAAAACAUGCAACAUACACAA
Messenger RNA from Lutzomyia longipalpis, 1781 nucleotides. RefSeq names its product quinone oxidoreductase-like protein 2. The coding region runs from base 138 to 1337 and encodes 399 amino acids. Gene Ontology annotation, cellular component: mitochondrion. The transcript is spliced from 3 exons. The record is from RefSeq and is a predicted model, not a curated record. Gene Ontology annotation, molecular function: oxidoreductase activity. NCBI's taxonomy places the organism in Eukaryota, Metazoa, Arthropoda, Insecta, Diptera, Psychodidae.